Messenger RNA from Helobdella robusta, 648 nucleotides. RefSeq lists its product as hypothetical. NCBI's taxonomy places the organism in Eukaryota, Metazoa, Annelida, Clitellata, Rhynchobdellida, Glossiphoniidae. Bases 1 to 648 code for a protein of 215 amino acids. The transcript has 2 exons. The record is from RefSeq and is a predicted model, not a curated record. Gene Ontology annotation, molecular function: oxygen binding; heme binding.
AUGGGCUGUCAGCAAUCAACAAGCAAAAGUUUGGAAGUGGAUUAUUCAAAAGAAGAUUGGUUUGCUUUCUUAGUACGCACUCAAAACAUGGGAGCUAAUGGAUUUAAAAAAGUCAAAAGUGAACCGCUUCUUAAUAAUUUAAAUUAUUUAAAUAACGAUGAUGUACUGACAAUCAGAGAAAAGCAACUGGUUAGAGAGUCAUGGACACUUCUGUCAAUCAAACUCAAGUCUUUGGGUAAACAGGUUUUCCUGAGAAUAUUUGAAUUAAGACCAUCAACGAAAAAUUUAUUUCCAUUUAAGACCGUAUGGGGUGACAAGUUAAUAAAGCAUCCAUUAUUUCUAACCCACUCAAAAAGAUUCGUCAAAGUGAUUGGAUGUGUAGUCGAUCGAUUGGAUUACCUGCAAGAAGAAUGUGCUCAACCACUAAUUGAACUUGGUAAGAAGCACGUUAGUAUAGAAGGAUUCCUGCCUGAUUAUUACGACGUAUAUAUUAGGGCCAUCAUUAGCAUAUGGAAACAAGAACUAAAAGAUGUUUACACUAACGAAUUAUCUGAAGCUUGGCAUAAAGUGCUGGUGUACAUAGUGAGCAAGCUGAAAGAGGGAUAUGAAACCGAAUGGAAAGUGGCAACAUACUUCAAUCCACAAUAA